AUGUAUCCCUUUGAUCGGUAUCCGCCAUACAUCUCAGCUGGAGCUGUACUAAUGUCACACAACACUGUUGCUCACUUUUAUUUCGCACUACAAUUUAUCCAUUCGAUGAUAUCUACGCUGGAAUUCUUGCACAUUUGUUGCGAAUCCGUCCACGGCCAUAAUGAGGCCUUUGUAUUUUGGACUCGAUCUAUAAAUGCUGAUGAGUGGAAGCAUGGAAAUGUCUUGGCCGCACACGGUUAUUCACCUGAUCAAUUAAUCCUCGAGUACAACGCAUCGAUUCAUUCUGCAUAG
Molecule: messenger RNA, 291 nt
Organism: Cooperia oncophora
Lineage: Eukaryota; Metazoa; Nematoda; Chromadorea; Rhabditida; Trichostrongylidae
Source: the annotation of a GenBank genome assembly